GAGAGAAAACGCGCGGGAAAUUGGUGUUGGAACUGUAUAGUUUUCAGCCACCGGGGGCGCCGGUGGAAGGCCCGCGCGUGGCGUGUAGAGACCUGUAACGUCGCCGGAUAGAAUCCACAGGUCCUCCCUCGCGGAUUAAACGUGAGUGCUCUCUGUGUCGUGUAUUAUGUGUGAAGUUUGAGGAAGGAAUGCUGAUGCACGAUGCACAAUUCAUCCCAGUGAUUUGUGGCUACCGCAGUCUCCAUACACUAAAGUGAGUCUCCAGAGUUUCACUAGGUCUAUCUCUCCGACGAAUCUGAUAAUCCAUGCUAGAUGCGUUACAUUGCUGCAUAUCUCCUCCUCCAGAUUGGCGGGAACGCAUCGCCAUCGGCGGAUGACGUGAAGAAGGUGCUCGGUGCGGUUGGCAUUGAGUCCGAGGAUGACCGCCUCGGGAAGCUCAUCAGCGAGCUCGAGGGCAAGGACAUCAACGAGCUGAUCGCAGAGGGUUCCUCCAAGCUUGCCUCCGUGCGUCCCUCUCACUUAUUCUUGCGUUCACCGGCUGACUCUGCCUGUGUAUGCAGGUCCCUUCGGGUGGCGCGGUCGCCGUAUCUGCGGGCGGUGCUGCGGCUAGCGGUGCCCCGGCUGCUGCAGCCGAGGAGAAGGAGGAGAAGAAAGAGGAGGAGAAGGUCUGUCGCAUGCGCUUGUGUGCCUGCUUCAGCGAUGCUGACUACGCGUGCAGGAGGAGUCCGACGAGGACAUGGGCUUCGGUCUGUUCGACUAAGCUGGUGGGAGGGUGUGUAGCGAUUAAUGGCCUCGACGACAUGACCAUGGAGCAGUGCUAUUGAGCGUCUCCUUGAGUAUUCUGCCUCGGAGCAGACGAUGUUCGCACAAGUCGCUGCUCACGUUGCCCAUACCGACGUUUGAGUAGACAUGCCGGUGACAAACGUAACCUUGGAUGAUAACCGUGGGACGGCCAGCGCAGAUCGGUAUCUCAUUUCGUAUAGGGGACAAGUUAGAGGAGGCCAUAUAAGAGACACUCCGAAGACACGCCGCGAAGUACUCAGGGCUGGGAAAUUUAUGAUGCAGAGGCUGUGCUGUGCUC
Messenger RNA from Laetiporus sulphureus 93-53, 1081 nucleotides. RefSeq lists its product as uncharacterized. Gene Ontology annotation, molecular function: structural constituent of ribosome. The transcript is spliced from 2 exons. Gene Ontology annotation, biological process: cytoplasmic translational elongation. Gene Ontology annotation, cellular component: cytosolic large ribosomal subunit. The record is from RefSeq and is a predicted model, not a curated record. Lineage: Eukaryota; Fungi; Basidiomycota; Agaricomycetes; Polyporales; Laetiporaceae. The coding region runs from base 313 to 780 and encodes 155 amino acids.